Messenger RNA from Lathyrus sativus (Indian pea), 594 nucleotides. The record is from the annotation of a GenBank genome assembly. NCBI's taxonomy places the organism in Eukaryota, Viridiplantae, Streptophyta, Magnoliopsida, Fabales, Fabaceae.
AUGCGAGAUGGUGAUGCUAACACUACAUAUUUUCAUUCUAUGAUGAAAAUGCGAAAUAGGAGAAACUAUAUUGGUGCAUCGAGAUCUGAUAAUGACAUAAUUGAGGAGGUAUAUGAUUUGAAGAUACAUAUGAAAGAUUUCUUCGAAGAAAAGUUAAAGGAGCAUAAAGGUCCUGGAGUGAAGCUUGAUUUGUCAGACAUUCAAAAUUUAUCUGCAAAGGAUAACAACAUGUUGGUUGAACAAUUUCUGGCUGAAGAAAUCCGGGAGGUCAUCUCAUCUACUGAUGGAAGCAAAAGCCCUGGUCCAAAUGGUUUUAAUUUCAAAUUUCUGAACCAGUGUUGUAGUAUAGUAGAAGGAGAUAUUGUUAAUAUUGUCAGCCAUUUCCACAAGUUUGCUUCCUUGCCAAAAUUUUCUGCAUCAUCUUUCAUUACACUUAUACUUAAAAAGGAACAACCAAUGAAACUUAAAGACUAUAGGCCAAUCAGUCUAAUAACAUGUGUCUAUAAGCUUAUAUCGAAGUUAAUGGCUAGGAGGCUUAGUAGGUUAAUGGAUAAAUUGAUAUAUGUUAAUCAAACUGCUUUUAUAUAUGGGUGA